AUGCAUCAAACCCCUCAGCACCUGCUAAGUACAUCGUGGACGGUGCAUCGACUCUCGCCCUUGCACCAUAGAAAGGAGUACCACUCUAUUCUCGGCAAUGAGGAUGCGCUGAAGACCUACGCGAAGCGUCUGCAGGACUUGCUCACAGGCGAUGUCCUCCGCGGAGUCCAGGUCGGAUUGAGUGGGACUACUACUCUCUCCGAUGACGCGCUGGUGAAGGCAGGCGCUUUGACGGACUGCCGCUGGGAGACAAUACCGACUUGGUCGUACUGGGAUGAAGAGCGACUUCAUUCGGACGAUCCUUCUGAGCAACGGAAGCCCAUACCGUUGAAAGAAACCAUGGGGAUCUUGGUCACUCUCGAAUAUGAGAAUGUCACCUACAAGGCUGCGCUGCUGGCAGGUCCGGAUGGCUAUUCGGCUAAGAAUCAUGGUGAUGACGAUCGAAAGGAUUCCACCUAUCUACCUCUGCUCCUAACACGGUUGCCCAAUCCUCUAAGACAAACUUUUGUCUCUUUUCUCUCGGUUACCUUUGAUUCGUACUGUUCUGUCCUGCGCUUGCCGUCCAGCUUUCUUUGCGCCACACUCGAAUCCUACAUCGCGUCAUUGGCUGCGGCCGAUGAGGACAGCCAAAGGUCGGGGACGACUUCACGCGUCAUCCUCGAGGCAGUCAUGAAGGAGACGCAAUUGACACUUGCAUUUGCCCCGUCCAUCUCGCCUGCACUGAAGACAUUGGAUGUGCAUCUCCCCCGCCAGACUCUAGCCACUUUCGCCAUUGACGGAUCGAAGAUCACGUCCAGCGGAACAACUGUGGACGACAAGGUCUCCGCACCGUUCCUAACAUCGCUCUCUCACUAUUUCAACAAGCAUCUUGCCAUGAGGCUCGAUCUUAAUCAAUUAUGGGGCCAGCACAAGACCAAACCGGCCGACGAACAUAUUUAUCUGAGCAAGAUCGCCUGUGGCGCCUUUGUUCUCGGCGCCGAGGGAAGAGUCAAAUUUGUUGCGAACCCCGAACAUGUGGCGUCUAUGGAUAGUUCCGCAGGAGAAGACGGCGCAAAUGACCACGAGGAACGGACGAGUCGACUGAUCUUGCGAGCGAAUGAGAACAUCCUCCGCGCUCUGGUGCGCAGGGCAGUCGGUGAGGACCUGCAAGUUCUUCACCAGACUUGA
Messenger RNA from Rasamsonia emersonii CBS 393.64, 1167 nucleotides. RefSeq lists its product as uncharacterized. The transcript has a single exon. The coding region runs from base 1 to 1167 and encodes 388 amino acids. Lineage: Eukaryota; Fungi; Ascomycota; Eurotiomycetes; Eurotiales; Trichocomaceae. The record is from RefSeq and is a predicted model, not a curated record.